Messenger RNA from Astyanax mexicanus (Mexican tetra), 1975 nucleotides. Its product is annotated as zinc finger protein 501-like. NCBI's taxonomy places the organism in Eukaryota, Metazoa, Chordata, Actinopteri, Characiformes, Acestrorhamphidae. The record is from RefSeq and is a predicted model, not a curated record. Gene Ontology annotation, cellular component: nucleus. The transcript is spliced from 2 exons. Bases 161 to 1417 code for a protein of 418 amino acids.
GGGGCACACAGACCCCUCUCCACCGCCGGAGGAAGAGCAAGAUCAGCGGAACUACACAGGGGUUGUCUUCUGAACCAGGACAUUUAACAGAGAUGUAGCACAAGACAUCCAGAAAACUCUCCAUUACGUGCAAAUAUUGUUUCCUACAUUUCACAGACAAAUGAAGGCAAGUCUCGUCAUGAAGAAACAUCACCACUCUGUCAAGAGUUGUACUGCACAGAAGGAUCUCAAAAAACACAAGCAAAUUUACACAGGAGAGAAAUGGUAUCACUGCUCAGACUGUGGGAAGAGUUUUACUCGACAGGGUAAUCUCCAACAACACCAGCGCAUUCACACAGGAGAGAAACCGUAUCACUGCUCAGAGUGUGGGAGGAAUUUUACUACACAGGGUGAUCUCAAAAAACACCAGCGCAUUCACACAGGAGAGAAACCGUAUCUCUGCUCAGACUGUGGGAAGUGUUUUACUCGACAGGGUAAUCUCCAACAACACCAGCGCAUUCACACAGGAGAGAAACCGUAUCACUGCUCAGAGUGUGGGAGGAAUUUUACUACACAGGGUGAUCUCAAAAAACACCAGCGCAUUCACUCAGGAGAGAAACCGUAUUAUUGCUCAAAGUGUAAGAAGUGUUUUACUACACAGGGUGAUCUCAAAAUACACCAGCGCAUUCACACAGGAGAGAAACCGUAUUAUUGCUCAAAGUGUAAGAAGUGUUUUACUACACAGAGUCAUCUCAAAAUACACCAGCGCAUUCACACAGGAGAGAAACCGUAUUAUUGCUCAGAGUGUGGGAGGAAUUUUACUCGAUUGGAUAAUCUCCAACUGCACCAGCGCAUUCACACAGGCGAGAAACCGUAUUAUUGCUCAAAGUGUAAGAAGUGUUUUACUACACAGAGUUAUCUCAAAAUACACCAGCGCAUUCACACAGGAGAGAAACCGUAUUAUUGCUCAGAGUGUGGGAGGAAUUUUACUACACAGGGUGAUCUCAAAAUACACCAGCGCAUUCACACAGGAGAGAAACCGUAUUAUUGCUCAAAGUGUACGAAGUGUUUUACUACACAGGGUGAUCUCAAAAGACACCAGCGCAUUCAUACAGGAGAGAAACCGUAUUAUUGCUCAAAGUGUAAGAAGUGUUUUACUACACAGAGUCAUCUCAAAAGACACCAGCGCAUUCACACAGGAGAGAAACCGUAUUGUUGCUCAAAGUGUACGAAGUGUUUUACUACACAGAGUCAUCUCAAAAGACACCAGCGCAUUCAUACAGGAGAGAAACCAUAUCACUGCUCAGACAAUAAGAACUUAAUUAUUGGAGUAGGAACUGGGGGGGAUGAAUCAGAAUCAGGUGGAUUGGUCCCCCAAAAAAAUGAUAUUGUUCCUGCUCAGCUCAGCUGUACAAUUAAAGAGGAGACGGGCCACUGACCGCUGGGUGAAUAGUAAAUCUUUUAACGCCAAUCAUGGAGCCGGUUCAGGGAGAAAGUUAAUCCUUUCAGGAGAACCAGCCAAUCAGCUUGCUGGUUUUCAGAGCACGGAGGAGAGUGGGAUUUUUCUUUUUUUCUUUGUUUGUUUUUAGUUUUGGCAGCGAGCUGAUGUUAAGAUAAAUCUGGACAUAUACUGUGAUUUUUUUUUAAAAGGAAGGUAACUGUGCUAACAGUGUGAACUGUGAUGAUAUUGAUUCUGAUAGCUGGUUAAAAAGACUCGUCCCUAAAUCAAUGUUUAACCUGCCCUGAUGUACCAGAUGAGCUAAUAACUAUAUCAUGUUUAAAUUUUGUCGAUAAAUUUAGGAUUGCUGGAUUUACUGUAAGCUAUAAUGAACGUAUAAUGAAAUAUAAAUAAUGAAAAUAAAUUUAGCUAAAUAGUUAGCUAGAAAUUAAUGUAGUGUAUAGCCAGAAUUUAGUACAAUACUUUAUGUUGGUAGUUUAAAGCAGUUUCUUAAGCCUCGUCUCCAACUGAUCAGCUAAUAAACAAUCCUUUACUGAG